AUGUAUCUAUCGUUAUAUCUGACUCUCUCUCAGUCUGUCUAUCGAUCAAUCUAUUUGCGUCUUUUUCAUAUCUAUCUAUCUAUCUAUCUAUCUAUCUAUCUAUCUAUCUAUCUAUCUAUCUAUCUAUCUAUCUAUCUAUCUCCCUUUUCAUUUUCCAAUCUAGCUAGCUCAAAUCCUUUUCAUGUAUCUAUCGUUAUAUCUGAUCUCUCUCUCAGUCUUCUGUCUAUCUAUCUAUCUAUUUAUCUAUCUAUCUAUCUAUCUAUCUAUCUAUCUAUCUCCUUUUCAUUUUCCAAUCUAGCUAGCUCAAUCCUUUUUCAUGUAUCUAUCGUUAUAUCUGACUCUCUCUCACUCAAUCCUUUUCAUGUAUCUAUCGUUAUAUCUGACUCUCUCUCAGUCUGUCUAUCGAUCAAUCUAUUUGCGUCUUUUUCAUAUCUAUCUAUCUAUCUAUCUAUCUAUCUAUCUAUCUAUCUAUCUCCCUUUUCAUUUUCCAAUCUAGCUAGCUCAAUCCUUUUUCAUGUAUCUAUCGUUAUAUCUGACUCUCUCUCAGUCUGUCUAUCGAUCAAUCUAUUUGCGUCUUUUUUUCUAUCUAUCUAUCUAUCUAUCUAUCUAUCUAUCUAUCUAUCUAUCUAUCUCCCUUUUCAUUUUCCAAUCUAG
Molecule: messenger RNA, 654 nt
Organism: Acanthosepion pharaonis
Lineage: Eukaryota; Metazoa; Mollusca; Cephalopoda; Sepiida; Sepiidae
Source: the annotation of a GenBank genome assembly